UGUGCGCGCGCGCGUGUGUGUGUGAUAUUGUCGGCUUGGGCUGUCCGCGUGAGGAGGAGAGGUGGUGCCGCCGCGCGCUUCGUUACCGACACAUUUCGUGCAACACUUUUGUGUUGAAGCGUCUCGCCGAUGGGAAUGUAUUAACGGUCAAUUACCGUCAAGUCCGCGCGGCUUUCAGUCCAGUUGUGGUGAGCGGCUGUGUGGAUUGGUUUGGACUGGGAGGAACUUCACCAGUCACCAGUGCUCGGUGUUAUACUGGCCGUGCUGGUGAGCGGAGGACGGACGCGCAGCUGGACCAUCAGCUGCUUUGUGUGUCCAGGUGUGACUGAUCAGAGAUGAGGGGAAGACUCUUCAUAUUCCACGCGCUGGCCGUCUGUAUCAUCUUAACGUUGUUUUGGCGCGCGAGGUCAGUAACUGCAGAUACCACAACAGAUGCCUUCAAAAACAACAUCACCCUCUUCACACGCAUCCUGGACCGGCUGCUGGAUGGCUACGAUAACCGGCUCAGACCUGGACUCGGAGAUCGAGUCACCACAGUCAAGACUGACAUCUAUGUCACCAGUUUUGGACCUGUUUCAGACACAGAUAUGGAGUACACAAUAGACGUGUUCUUCAGGCAGAGCUGGAAAGACGAGAGGUUGAAGUUCGAGGGACCAAUGAACAUUCUGCGUCUGAACAACCUGAUGGCCAGUAAAAUCUGGACUCCAGACACUUUCUUUCACAAUGGAAAGAAAUCUGUGGCGCACAACAUGACCAUGCCUAACAAGCUGCUACGCAUCCAGGAUGAUGGCACAUUGCUGUAUACUAUGAGGUUAACAGUACAUGCAGAGUGUCCAAUGCAUCUGGAAGAUUUCCCCAUGGAUUUCCACUCCUGUCCUCUGAAAUUUGGCAGCUACGCAUACACGAUGACAGAGGUGACGUACACCUGGACGAAGAACGCUUCAAACUCUGUGGUGGUGGAGGGGGAGAGCUCCCGGUUAAACCAGUACGAUUUACUGGGACAGACUGUAGGGAAUGAAACCAUCAAAUCCAGCACAGGCGAGUACACAGUAAUGACUGCCCACUUCCAUCUGAAGAGGAAGAUUGGAUAUUUUGUGAUUCAGACGUACCUGCCCUGCAUCAUGACAGUCAUCCUCUCCCAGGUGUCCUUCUGGCUCAAUCGAGAGUCUGUGCCUGCCCGGACUGUGUUUGGCGUGACCACUGUGCUGACCAUGACCACUCUAAGUAUCAGUGCCCGCAACUCCCUGCCUAAAGUGGCCUACGCUACAGCCAUGGACUGGUUCAUUGCCGUGUGCUACGCAUUCGUCUUCUCCGCCCUCAUCGAAUUCGCUACUGUCAACUACUUCACCAAGCGUGGCUGGGCCUGGGACGGCAAGAGCGUGGUCAAUGACAAGAAAAAGGAGAAAGCCUCAGUGAUUAAGAAAAACAAUGCCUACGCCGUGGCGGUGGCUAACUACGCUCCCAACAUCACCAAGGACUCGGUCCUGCCCACCAUCGCUAAAGGCGGAAUAGCAGAACCGGGCAAGAACAAAACCGAGGCCAAACCAGUCGAGAACAAGAAGUCCUUCAACAGCGUGAGCAAGAUCGACCGCAUGUCCCGCAUCAUGUUCCCCGUACUCUUCGGAUCCUUUAACCUGGUCUACUGGGCCACCUAUCUAAACAGAGAACCCGUUAUCAAAGAUAUGGUCCCGUCCAACCAGUAAUUAGCAGAAGUAGCACUAAAGAUCCAGCGAUCAGGACUACAGUGAAAGCCAAAAAACAUCCAGGGACUCCAUCCAAUCAUUUCCGUACGCAAAGCAGUUCAUCGAUUAUUACAGACCACCGAGCCAUGGAUCGUUGCAGGACACGCCUCUCUUUCUCUUUCCUCUCUUUUCUACACCGUUUUCUGCAGUGCUUUUGAAAUGACAUUGGCCUUUGUAAAUAUGUAUUUAUGGAUAAAUGUAUAUGCCUUGUAUGUCCUUCUUUCUUUCUUUCUUUCUUUCUAUCUUUCUUUCUUAUUCAGUUAUUAAUUUCUCGUUUGUUAACGUAUGGUUUAGCGUGUGUGCAUUUCGACGUUCCGUGAGCUUUUUUUUUCCAGUGUUUUUUUUUUUCAUAGGGUUUCCCUGAAAUAUGACUUUUGAAUCGGACCUUUUUUCUGUGACUAGGCUAGGUUUAUCGUAGUGUAAAGUAUUAUAUGAAAUAGUUGAUUUAUUUUUGAUUAUUAACAGUUUAUUUCUCUAUCUGUUGUAUAUGUUGCCUUUUUGUAAUGGUGCUUGUUUUGACCACUACUUUUUCAAGACCGAAUCAAGACCAGUAAGUGAUUCACUGAUGAUGAUGAUUUCCCAAGAAGCUGGAAAACCUCCCGUUUGUGAGGUAAUUCAUGUCAUUUGUUCAUUUAAACCGUAAUGAACGUCAUUAUUAUUAAAUUGAGAAUGUGAAAGCACUGACUUUUCAACAAGCCUCAACCAGUCCACUGAACACACUAAGAGUUGAGAUCAGGCUUUUAUUAUUAUAUUAUUAUACAUCAAUGUAUCAAAGGGCAUCAUUAGCCUUAACUGUUUAUAACCCAUGUUGUGUAAAUCUGUUAUAUACAGUCUGUUAUAUACAAUUAAAUAAUGUAUUGGUUGUUUCAUUGGAAAUAUCUUUAUUUACAACUAUUUUUUCACCAUUCAGGCAGAAAAAGAAGUAUAAAACAUGUUAACAGUGUUAGUAUUAUUAUUAUUAUUGACAUGUAUCUGAUUUUUAUUCAUUUUUAUUUUAUAUCGGAUUGUUUAAUUUCUUCAUUUCAUGGCUGGUUGUGCUUUAGCUUGUUUGUUAAAUGAGGGGAAUAAGGAUUUGGUUGUUGUUUUUAUUAUUAUUAUUAUUAUUAUUUUUUUUUUUUUUGCCUGCGUUCAAUUUUACACUAUUAAAUCUUAAAAAACUAUAAUUCUUUUCUUUUUUUGAUUCGAUUUGACUUCAGUGGCUUAAUGUGGACCAAAACACCUACAAGUGCUUCAAAUAAUGCAUGUUUACCAGAGCUGUUUACCCUCUAUACCGAAGUUGAAUAUUUUUUAUAUUUCUUUAUUUAUGUCUAUAAAUUUGUGUCUUUGAUAAAUGUUCCAGUGAAAGUCAACAAAGAGCUUUUUAUCAACACAGGAGUUCAUUUCCACAUGAAUUAUGAUAUAAAAUAUUAAAUAUAAAGAUACGAAUCUUUCUUCACACACAGUAUUGGUGUUGUAGCCCUGUGCACGAUGUACCAUGGAUUUAUGGUGUCUGUGCAGAUCUGUAAAGUUGCGUUUUGGUUGGUUUUCAUUUCUAACAGCAUUAUAAGCAUUAUUAUUUUAAUUGAAGGGUAUGUUGAAAUUAUCAAAGCAUGCAGUAUUAUUAUAUUAUUAUCAUCUUUUUUUUUUGGCUGUAAGACGAAAUGGCAGAUCUCUCUGAAAUGGCAUAAAACACAUUUAGAAGUUUGCAUGAAAUCACAAAUUUAAUUUAUCGAUUAUUUAUUUAUUUAUCUAUUUAUUUAUAAUAUAUUUAUUUAUUUAUUUAUUUACUGCAUUUUGAUAGUGGUCAGAAUGUAUGUAUGUAUCUAUGUAUUUAUUUAUUCAUUUAUUUCUAUAUAUAUUAUAUAUAUAUAAAUUGUUAAUUUAACUCUUGUGUGUCUUUGAUGUCCUAAUGUUUUUUUUUGUUUGUUUGUUUUUUUCAUUUCUGUCUAAAUCUGGAUCACGAGUCGAGUUUUUUCUAUAUCAAGCACUGCUCUAACUUUCUCAUCUCAGCUCUCAACGUGUACCACAUCAUGCGUCAUGGUUAUGCAGAAACAUGUCUGAGCAAUAAAAAGCGACUAAAGAGUGAAGUGAAUAAUUGCAUUGCUGGUUGCAGCUGCACGUGUAUGGAAUGUAAUAACACUUUGUAAAAAAAAAAAAACUCAUUCAGAUGUUUCAUUUUCCUGUAGAUAGACGUGUACAAUCUCAGAGGAAGUGUUCAUUUAUUUAUUGACUAUGGACUGGUGUUCAUAAAAAGACAAAAGAUGACGAAAAUGUUUUUUUUUUAUGUUUUUUUUUUAUGUGUUUAAACUGACAGUAUUUAGUAUUUUAUUAUCAGUAUUAUUCUAAUUCUCACUAUUAUUUUCUGUUGGGGGACUGAAGGUGCACCAGUAUGCUGUAUGUUCCUUUAAACUCAGACUUCUCAGACUCAGCUUGGCUCUUUCUGAUGCCAGUAUUCAUACAUAAUGUAUUGGACAAGGUUUACAGGUGGCCAAUUUCAACUGUUCCCCUCUGCUGCUGGGUUUACAGUAUGUUUUGAAUAGUGAUAUUUGCUCUUUCAUUCCUGUUCCUCUUUCAACAGCUUCUUGCUUAAUAAAAGAACAGAAUACAUCUUGUCA
Molecule: messenger RNA, 4336 nt
Organism: Astyanax mexicanus (Mexican tetra)
Lineage: Eukaryota; Metazoa; Chordata; Actinopteri; Characiformes; Acestrorhamphidae
Product: gamma-aminobutyric acid receptor subunit alpha-2
Exons: 10
Coding region: 336-1703 (455 amino acids)
Biological process (GO): signal transduction; monoatomic ion transmembrane transport; regulation of postsynaptic membrane potential
Cellular component (GO): postsynapse; GABA-A receptor complex; synapse
Molecular function (GO): benzodiazepine receptor activity; inhibitory extracellular ligand-gated monoatomic ion channel activity; GABA-gated chloride ion channel activity
Source: RefSeq, a predicted model, not a curated record